Molecule: messenger RNA, 2559 nt
Organism: Knipowitschia caucasica
Lineage: Eukaryota; Metazoa; Chordata; Actinopteri; Gobiiformes; Gobiidae
Source: the annotation of a GenBank genome assembly
AUGUACCCGGAGCUGCUGUGCUCGGCUGUGGCUGUGGGUCUCUACGCAAACACGCUGGAUGGGGAUUUCUGCUACGAUGACAGUCGCGCCAUCAAGACCAACCAAGACCUCCUUCCGGAAACUCCCUGGACCAACAUACUUUACAAUGACUUCUGGGGCACCCUGCUCACCCACAGUGGCAGUCACAAGUCCUUCCGGCCACUGUGCACCCUGUCGUUCCGGUUCAACUACUCCCUUCACGGCCUGCGUCCCUGGGGAUACCACCUGCUGAACGUCUUGCUGCACGCCCUGGUCACUGGCCUCUUCACCGUCAUCAGCCGCACCCUUCUCGGUUCCUGGUGUCUUUUGGCCGGGCUCCUGUUCGCCUCUCACCCCAUCCACACCGAGGCUGUCGCAGGUGUGGUGGGGCGGGCUGACGUCGGGGCUGCCUUGUUUUUCCUGAUGUCGCUCCUCUGCUACAUGAAGCACUGCAGGCUGAGGGGCGGACCACGCACGGGCCAUGGCAGGAGUUCGGUGACCCGCUGCUGGGCAUGGUUCCUGGGGAGCCUCUGGUGCGCGCUGGGAAGUAUGCUGUGGAAGGAGCAGGGCGUCACGGUGCUGGCUGUGUCCGCUGUCUACGACCUGUUUGUGUUUCAACAGCUGCGCUUUCGACAAGUGCUGCAAUACUUGCUGGGAAAGAAAAUGAAUACGGCAGAGUUUGUGAGUCUGAUUGCACUGGUGCUGUGGGGGAUACUGCUGCUUUCGUCGCGUCUUUACUGGAUGGGAAACCAACCACCAAACUUCUCAAACUCAGAUAACCCAGCAGCGGACUCAGCCCACCCCCUCACCCGGACCCUCACCUUCCUCUACCUACCUGCCGCAAACGCCUGGCUCCUGCUCUGCCCCGACAAGCUCAGUUUCGAUUGGUCCAUGGACGCCGUGCCUUUGGUCAAGUCCUUUGCUGAUUGGAGGAACCUUCACGCUGUUGCCUUCUACAGUUUUCUCAUCGCCCUUGCUUUGGCUGGACUCCGUGGCCAGAAACGCGACGCUAAAGAGAGCAAUGGAAAAGCGCAUGUUUCUAACGGGAAGUCAAACGGUUAUCAAGCUUCUGACACAAACCAUAACAUCAACUCGGGAGAAGGGCCCCCAAACGGAAUCGUGAAUGGCUCAUCCCGGCUUCCCCAUUACCCGCAGAGGACUUCUCUCCCCAGCACCGAAAACGUUGUUGUGUUUUCAUUAGGCAUCAUUUCUUUAUCAUUCCUGCCAGCAACCAACCUCUUUUUCUAUGUGGGAUUUGUCAUAGCAGAGAGGGUGCUGUACAUUCCCAGUAUAGGGUUCUGUCUACUGGUUGCAACCGGAACAAGAAGCUUAUACAUCAAACUGAGGAGGACUAAAGGCAACAACAAGGUCUUGGUCUUUUGUCUGUGCUCAGUGCUUUUGCUGCUGAAUGGACUAAAAACUGUGCAGAGAAACAGAGAUUGGAGCAGCGAGGAGAGGCUCUACAUGUCUGGGAUCAGUGUUAAUCCCGCAAAAGCCUGGGGAAACCUUGGAAAUGUGCUGAAGAACCAGGGGAAGAUUGUGGAGGCGGAGAGAGCGUACAGAAACGCUCUUCACUACAGAGGAAACAUGGCUGACAUGCUGUACAACCUGGGUUUGCUGCUGCAGGAAAGUGGUCGUUUCAUUGAGGCCCUACAUUACUACAAACUCUCAAUUGCCAGUCGACCCACACUAGCUUCUGCCUAUCUGAACACGGGCAUCAUCCUGAUGAACCAGGGGAAGCAAGAAGAAGCCAAACACACUUUUGUUACAUGUGCUGGAAUCCCUGAUGAGAACUUAAAGGACCCUCACGCUCACAAGAGCUCUGUCACCAGCUGCCUGUACAACCUGGGCAAACUUCUGCACGAACAGGGGCUACAACAGGAGGCUCUCUCUGUUUACAAAGAGGCUGUGCAAAAAAUGCCCAAACAGUUUGCCCCACACAGCCUUUAUAACAUGAUGGGGGAAGCAUACAUGAGGCUGAACAGACUGGAGGAAGCAGGUCAUUGGUACAAAGAGUCGCUUCGAGCCAAACCAGACCAUAUCCCAGCCCACCUCACUUAUGGAAAACUUCUUUCUAUCACUGGACAGAAGGCAGAAGCAGAGAAGUAUUACCUGAGAGCUAUUCAACUCGAUUCAACUAGAGGAAACUGCUACAUGCACUAUGGUCAGUUCUUGUUGGAGCAGUCCCGUCUUGCUGAAGCAGCAGAGAUGGCAGAGAGAGCUGCACAACUCGACAACUCCGAGUUUGAUGUGGUUUUCAGCGCAGCCCACAUGCUCAGACAGGCCAAUCUGAAUGAAGCUGCAGAACAGCAGUAUGAGCACGCAGCCUGCCUCAGACCAGAUUAUCCAGCUGCUCUUAUGAACCUUGGUGCCAUGCUUCACCUAAACGGAAAGCUUGCUGAGGCUGAGGCUAAUUAUUUGCGUGCCCUCCAACUCAAACCAGACGAUGCAAUCACUCAAUCCAACCUCCGCAAACUGUGGAACGUGAUGGACAAACAGGGACUGAGGACCAUGCAGAAUAACGCCAUACUCAAGAGUUGA